Erinaceus europaeus (western European hedgehog) is the source of this 2202-nucleotide messenger RNA. It is a transcript of the gene SLFNL1, whose product is annotated as schlafen like 1. Lineage: Eukaryota; Metazoa; Chordata; Mammalia; Eulipotyphla; Erinaceidae. Bases 968 to 2119 code for a protein of 383 amino acids. The record is from RefSeq and is a predicted model, not a curated record. The transcript is spliced from 5 exons.
CUGGCUUAUGGCGGUGUGAGGGAUUGAACCUCGGACUUGAGAGCCUCAGUUAUGAAUGUCUCUUUUGCAUAACCAUUAUGCUAUACCCCCAUCCGCUUGACCUGUUUCUUAAGACUCCUAAACAAAAGCAGCCUCUGUCUCUGGCAAAAAAAAAAAAAAAAAAAAAGGAGGGGUUAUUUCUAUUUUUUAUUUUAUAUUUUUUAAAGGAGGGCCUAGUAUCAGAGGGAGACCUGGAACUGCUAUGAUUUCUGAUCCAUUCUGGGCGUGUCUGGACUUGGUGUCUAAUAAACCUGUGAUUGGUGACUGAACCAUUUUUUGUGGCGCCAGGGCCAGGAGGCAAAUUGAGAGGGAGGAAGUACAGCUUCAGCUCCUUGGUUCUGGGCAAAGUCAAGCUGGACAUUGGAUCUGUUUACUGGUGGGGAUGGUGCUGAGGGGGAGGCAUUUUCCUGUUUGACUCCCCAGCCUCGCCAGCCUCAGACUGACAAGAAGGCAUUGUUGACUCCGGUGAGAUCACAGAGGUGGUAGCAAGGCCCCGCCCACUUCCCAUAGCCCUGACUCACUCCUCCAUGUAACCUUGGGGGCUGGCUGCCAGGGAUCCUGGGAACUCAGGGAUGGCAUCUCCUAGGCUCCCCCAGGAACCAUCAGGACAUGAGGGCCGCAGACCUCUCCUUUCCUCCUCCUAUUCUUGGUUGCCCUAAAGAUCAGAUCUGAAAGGAUGCAGGCCCAUGGUACCUGCCAUACAAACCAGAGGCUGGGUGUGUGGGGCCUUGGGCAGGUGGCAGGCCCCUUCCUACUGGCCUCUGGCCUCCCUCUCUGGCCCUGCCCAGACCCUGCCAACCUGUGAACCCCCCAGGAGCCUUGGAGCCUCCUGAGUUCCCAGAAGAGUCUAGGGCUCUGGGAGAAGCAGCCAGCCGUAAGAGAUCCAGGAAUCUCUUCCAGAGACCCCGUCCAGGAAGAGGAGUCCCUCAUGGAGUCCCCAGACACACAGUUCCUGAAGGAGCUCCCUCUGCCUCUGCCUGAGGAGUCAGGCCCCCAGGAAGCUCCCAGCCUGCACAUCCUCUAUGUGGGCCACCUGAACCCCCAGUUCUCAGCGCCUGUGCUCACCUGCCUGCUGAGAGACACCCUGGAGCGGCUGGAGCUGCCGGUGUCUCGGGAACACAUCGAGGUGGUACGGCGGCCACGCAGGGCCUAUGCGCUGGUGCAGGUGGCCACCCACAAGGACACCCUGGCCUCCCUGCCCUCACGGCUGCACUCUGUCAUGGAGGAGCACCAGAUCCUCAAUGAGCUGGUGGCUCGAGGGAAGGAGCUGGUGUUGGGUGAGAGCCGGGGGCCUUUGGACCGCAGAGAGCAGGAGGAGGACAGCGGUCUGAGUCCCCAUGCCAGCCCCACCCCAAGUCACAGCCCCCACCAGGACCUGAACCUCCUGUCAACCAGGCAUACUUCGAUGAGAUGGAGCUCAAAGGGCUGCCCCAGGGGCACACGCUCAGACAGUGCCAUCAUGUACCAGGAGAUCCAGGGCCAAGAGCGGCUCUUCCAGGGCGCCUUCCUGGGCAGCGAGACGCGCAACGUGGAGUUCAAGCGGGGUGGUGGCGAGUACCUGGCCCUGACCUUCAAGCACCACGUACGGCGCUAUGUGUGCGCCUUCCUCAACAGCGAGGGCGGCAGCCUGUUUGUGGGUGUGGAGGACAGUGGUAUGGUGCUGGGCACCCGCUGCAGCCGCCGGGACGAAGACCGAGUGCGCCUGCUGGUGGACUCCAUCCUGCAAGGCUUCAAGCCGCAGGUCUUCCCCAACGCCUACACUCUCACCUUCAUCCCCGUGGUCAGCCUCACCAGGGCCAGCACGUCCCUCAGGGUGAUCCGCCUGAGUGUGAAUGUACCCCAGGCCCAGGCCAUGCCGUGGCUCUAUGAAACAGACCAGGGGGAGGUCUUCCUGCGGAGAGAUGGGAGCAUCCAGGGACCGCUGUCGGUUCAUGCCAUCCAGGAAUGGUGCAGGCAGAAGUGGAUGGCGGAGCUGAGCAAGCUGGAGGAGAAGGUAAAAGCACUGACGGUGGAGAAAGAGCAGCUCCAGCAGCAGUUGCAGCGGCCUGGGCCCCACUCGUGCACCUGCUGUGUCCUGUAAGGACCCGGCCAGGGCAGAGUUCCUUCAGGGGUUUCCUGUGUGAGUAGAGGUCCUCCCAAUAAAAGCCAUCUGGGCUGCUCAGA